AUGCUCGCCUUCAAAUCCCUCUCCCCCACAACCUUCACCACCAUCCACCCCCCAAGAGCCAUGGGCAACGCCCGCCCCAUCGCCUACGGCGGCUUCGCCCUGGCCGCCGCCUACAAAGCCGCCGCCUUGACGCUCCUCACCCCUUCCGAGACGCAACCAGAAUACCACCUCUACUCCUUCACUGGAAACUAUCUCGGCCCAGCAAACAACAACCACCCCCUCCUCACCUCGGUAACCACCAUCCGGCAAACCCGAACCUUCGCAACGCGCCUCGUACAAGUAUCCCAACAACAAGACGAUGGGAGCACAAGGAACUGCCUCGUCGCCCUCGCCGACUUCCAAGUCGCCGAACCCGCCUCCCUACUCACCUACUCCGCCCCACCCAGCAGGACCUACACCCACCACUCCAACCUCCCCGACGCAGAUACGUACAACAAGCAACUCGUCGCAUCCGGCAGAGUGCAACCCAAGCACGUCGAAGCCCUCAAUACCGCUUUCGCCGUCCUGAAACGCCUCUUCGACACCCGCCAAUGCCCCGAAGGCAUCUUCGCCCAGAAACUCUCCGGCAUCGCGAAACAUCUCCCCACGACGCAGGACACGCUGCCCCUGACGGAGAAGUCGACGGCGGAUUGGCUGCGCGCCCGGGACCCGUUGCCCAACCAGGUGGAGAACACGGCUCUGCUGGCGUGGAUGAUGGAUGGGGCGCUUGCGUUUGCUCCGCUGACGUUUAGUGGGCUGUUUUUGGAGGAUGCGGGGCCGACGAGUAGUCUGGAUUUUGCGCUGAGGGUGUUUACGAAUCGCGUGGAUUUGGAGAGGUGGCAUUUGAGGGAGUUGAGGACGGCGGUGGGGGCUGAGGGGAGGAGUUAUACUGAAUCGAGGUUGUGGGAUGAGGGGGGGAGGUGUGUGGCUAGUAUGACGCAGCAGAGUAUUUUGAGACCGAAGGGAGAGAAGAAAGGAGGGAAGUUGUAG
This is a messenger RNA of Westerdykella ornata, 969 nucleotides long. Its product is annotated as Thioesterase/thiol ester dehydrase-isomerase. Gene Ontology annotation, molecular function: fatty acyl-CoA hydrolase activity. The record is from RefSeq and is a predicted model, not a curated record. Lineage: Eukaryota; Fungi; Ascomycota; Dothideomycetes; Pleosporales; Sporormiaceae. Gene Ontology annotation, cellular component: peroxisomal matrix. Gene Ontology annotation, biological process: acyl-CoA metabolic process; fatty acid catabolic process. The coding region runs from base 1 to 969 and encodes 322 amino acids. The transcript has a single exon.